Clarias gariepinus (North African catfish) is the source of this 5654-nucleotide messenger RNA. RefSeq names its product phosphodiesterase 10A (gene pde10a). Lineage: Eukaryota; Metazoa; Chordata; Actinopteri; Siluriformes; Clariidae. Gene Ontology annotation, biological process: signal transduction; negative regulation of receptor guanylyl cyclase signaling pathway. Bases 390 to 2771 code for a protein of 793 amino acids. The transcript is spliced from 22 exons. Gene Ontology annotation, molecular function: protein binding; 3',5'-cGMP-stimulated cyclic-nucleotide phosphodiesterase activity. The record is from RefSeq and is a predicted model, not a curated record.
GCCACAGACUUGUACAGACACACACACACACACACACAUACAUACGUACAUACAUACGCGGACAACUUUUGCGUCCUUGCGCAAGUUUUGUUUCUUUCCUCCGUGGACUCCCAGGAAGCGAGGCGGAGUAUAGGAGUGCGGACCGCGAGGUUCCAACAGGAGGACGCGGAGACACGAGGUAUCUCUCGCGCAUUCGCUCGUGUGUUUCCGGCAUUCCCUCCGCGUGCACACGUACGAGCCGGCUCGGACUGCGCUCCCCGGAUCCUCCGGUUCUCCUUCUCCGUGUGUGGCUUGAUGAGCCUCUGGGUUCAGGAGGACUUUUUACCACGGUGUGUUUGUUCUCCUCCUUCUCAUCCUCUCCCGUUCCGUCGCGCGCUCCCCAGUCCGACAUGGAAGAUGGGCCGCCUUCGACCAGCUGCUUCAGAAGGCUCGCGGACUGUUUUCUCGGCUCAAGUCUGACGGAUGAGAAAGUGAAGGCGUACCUUUCCCUGCACCCGCAGAUGCUGGACGAGUUUGUGCUGGAGAGCGUGAGCGCGGAGACGGUGGACAGAUGGCUGAAGCGCAAGAGUAGCAGCCCUCCUACAGAUGAACCUUCGACUAAAGAAGUAAGCAGGGUAAGUGAGUACCAGGACACUAAUAUGCAGGGCGUGGUUUAUGAGCUGAACAGCUACAUGGAGCAGCGGCUGGACACGGGCGGAGACAACAAAAUCCUGCUGUACGAAUUGUGCAACAUCAUCAAAACAGCCACAAAAGCUGAUGGUUUUGCACUAUACUUCCUUGGAGAAUGCAACAAUACCCUGUGUUUAUUCACGCCAACAGGGGCAAAGGAGGGGCUUCCAGGGCUCAUCCCCUCCGGGCCCAUUGCAUUCGGUACCACCAUAGCUGCUCAUGUUGCCAAGACACGCAAGACACUACUUGUAGAAGACAUCAUGGGGGAUGAGCGGUUCCCCCAUGGCACAGGGCAGGACUCAGGGAUCCAUGUUCACUCUGUUCUGUGUCUCCCCAUCCUCACGGCCAUCGGAGACCUGAUCGCUGUGCUGGAGCUGCACCGCCACCUGGGCCGAGAGCCUUUCAACCUCAGCCACCAGGAGGUUGCCACUGCAAAUUUGGCUUGGGCUUCUGUAGCUAUUCACCAAGUGCAGGUCUGCAGAGGUUUAGCGAAGCAGACGGAGCUCAACGACUUCCUUCUAGAUGUGUCAAAAACGUACUUCGACAACAUUGUGGCAAUAGAUUCUCUACUUGAACAUAUUAUGAUAUAUGCAAAAAACCUGGUGAACGCGGACAGAUGCGCACUCUUCCAGGUCGAUCACAAUAACAAAGAGCUAUACUCUGACCUCUUUGAUAUCGGGGAGGAGAACGAAGGGAAGCCGGUGUUUAAGAAAACUAAAGAAAUCAGGUUUUCUAUCGAGAAGGGUAUAGCAGGUCAGGUGGCACGAACAGGAGAGGUAUUGAAUAUCCCAGAUGCCUAUGCAGACCCACGGUUCAACAGAGAAGUGGACCUGUACACCGGCUACACGACGCGGAACAUCCUGUGCAUGCCCAUCGUCAGCCGGGGGACUGUAAUAGGCGUCGUACAGAUGGUGAACAAGCUGAACGGAAGUGCCUUCACUAAAACUGAUGAAAACAACUUUAAGAUGUUCGCUGUCUUCUGUGCUCUGGCCUUACACUGUGCAAAUAUGUACCACCGGAUCAGACAUUCGGAGUGCAUAUACAGGGUGACUAUGGAGAAACUUUCAUAUCACAGCAUCUGCACCUCUGAGGAGUGGAAGACCCUCACACAGCUCUCCCUUCCCACCCCCAUAUACAAAGAGAUUGAACUGUUCCACUUUGACAUUAACCCCUAUGAGGAACUCUGGCCUGCAGUCUUCGUCUACAUGAUUCACAGUUCAUGCGGGAAAAACAGCUUCGAGUUGGAGAAGUUGUGUCGCUUCACCAUGUCUGUGCGAAAGAAUUACCGACGGGUUCCGUACCACAACUGGAAGCACGCUGUGACCGUGGCCCACUGCAUGUACGUCAUUCUCCAGAAAACAUCUGGAAUCUUCACUGAACUGGAGAAAAAAGGUCUACUUAUAGCCUGCUUGUGUCAUGACCUGGACCACCGAGGCUACAGCAACAGCUACCUGCAGAAGUUUGACCACCCGCUGGCGGCGCUGUACUCCACUUCCACCAUGGAACAGCAUCAUUUCUCGCAGACGGUGUCGAUCCUGCAGCUGGAAGGGCACAAUAUUUUCUCCAACCUGACUUCCAGCGAGUACGAGCAGGUGCUAGAGAUCAUCCGCAAGGCCAUCAUCGCCACUGACCUGGCACUCUACUUUGGCAACCGCAAGCAGCUUGCUGAUCUAAUGAGCACAGGCACGCUUGACCUGAACAACCACGCCCACAGGGAUCGUGUAAUUGGCCUGAUGAUGACUGCAUGUGAUCUCUGCUCUGUAACCAAACUGUGGCCCGUCACUCGCCUCACAGCCAAUGAUAUCUAUGCAGAGUUCUGGGCUGAAGGGGAUGAAAUGAAGAAGAUAGGAAUGCAGCCCAUUCCGAUGAUGGACAGGGAUAAGAGGGAUGAGGUUCCACAGGGACAGGUGGGUUUCUACAACGCAGUGGCCAUUCCCUGUUACACCACGCUGUCUGAGAUGUUCCCUCCAUCUGCUCCUCUUCUUAGAGCCUGCAGGGAAAACCUGGGCCAGUGGGAGCGGAUAGUUCAAGGGGAAGAGCCGUGCGCGUGGACUCCAUGUGAGGAAUCAGAGCAGAGUGGGCCUGUUAAAGUCGACAACUGACUCAGCCUGGGACCUUCCCCCUUGAACACGUCACCAUCCAUACCCUGCCAGAGACACUGCACUUCCUUUAGGACAGUCCCACUUUCUCUGGAGAUGAGAUGAGAUGGGAGGGAGCAGAGAGGCCAGGCAGGAAAGGUGAUAUUCACCAAGCAACUGAAGGACGAAUCUAAAAAAGACAAAGCAAAACAAGCGUUACCUCAGUGGGUGACAGAGGCUAUAGACCCUAAUUAUAAUGGCUCUCCCAGGAUGCAGGAUUCGAUCGCCUCAAAUCCGCUCUGUGGGAGACCACCUGCGGUCUAAAUGGACUUCUUUAGCUUUGAGUUUUCCUUGGAUGUUUUUUUUUUUUAUGUUUUGUUUUGAGGUGAAAUCUAUUCUUUGUUUUUCAAAUGGUUUCUUUUGUGGUCUUAUAUUUAAAGAGGCCUUAAAAUCUGAACCUGCAGUUACUACUAACUGACUUGUAACUGGAGAGGGUUCAGGUCAUCUGAAAUGGUACUUUAAUUCCUGCUGUGAUCAAAACCUACUUGGGAGUUUGACCGUGAGGGUAGGGAAGGCGUAAAGGUGCAUGAGGCCAGGCCGAGCAUAGUGGCAGUCUCGUGGACGUGUUCUGUUCAUUUGUGCAAAGAUGUUUUGCAGUACUUGAAUGAAGAAAUACAACCUAUUCUGUGCGAGGGAGGGGGUGGACAAACAAACCCUGCAGUGUGUCUGUCUGAACUAACUUGGCUGUCGUGACGAAAGAAGCCGGAUCAUUCUGAACCUUGCUGUAGUCACACGAGAGUCACAAUGUUCCUCUCUCAAAUCUAUGACCAUUCAACCUGAUGUACAAAAUUAGCUUUUGAUCCUGUUGUCCUAAAAAUGCUGAACCUUGGGCAGUCCGUUCAUUUUUAAGGCAAACGGUAAUAGACGUUCUUUGCGGUGCGUCGUGACGCUGUAGUAGCAGGCACACAAAAGUAAAAGGAAACCAUAAAUUCUUUUAUGUUAACUGUAAUAUUUAAUUAGUAAAUAUAGACUUCCAAAAUGUCCAUUGCACUUUCUAAAAUAGGGCUGUUUAGUGUUCAUUUUAUAUUAUUGUCAUAUAAAGACUUAUGCACAAGAUGAGUUCUAACUUAUACGUGUCUCAUUAGUGCUUAGUGCGUUCGGUGAAUUUGGGGAAAGUCAUACUACUGUAAUACGUAGGACGGGAAAGAAAACAACCACUAAGACAAAUGCAGUCUGGCUUGCUACCAUUUGUGCCCAAUUCCUUGUUCUUUUUCCCUAAAAGCAAAACAUGGCACUCAUUGUUCCGAGACAUUCCAUGAACUUAAUAUUAUAAGCUUCUAAUCACAAUUAAAAAAUAAAUAGGAGACAGACUUACAGUAUAAACAAACUUAUAAUACUAAUAUCAUGAUAAACACAGUGACAUAAAAGAUUAAUAGAAAUGUCCAAAACAUCUUAAAGCAAUAAGUUAAUAUUCUAUUGAACCAGUAUGAAACAUGAAUUAAAACAUGGAUGAUAGAUAUGGACAGUGCUGAGUAAUAAAACUCUUAAACCAUUACAAGCUCCAAAUAUCUCGCGUCAUAAUGAUUUCUACAACAAACCAAAUGCAAAUCCAUUUUGUGUAUGAAGAUGAUAAACACUGUGUUAAACACUGUGCUCUUAAUUUUUUUAAAAUACAUUUGUGUGCGCAAUCUCGCACUUAGGCUACGUUUGCAAACAUGGCCAAAGAUAAAUUGGAAUAAGGAAUAAGCUGUAACACAGAUAGUGAGUCCUCUGAUUAAAUUGUUUAUUAUAAAAAUAGUUCAGUUUCAUGCAUGGUUUGAUUUGGCUUGUGUAUCUCUUUUCACCCUGUAAUUCACUGGGACAGGGCCAGAGCUCAGAAUGCCUUAGUGUAAAUCCUGCAGAACUGAGUGAAUGUAGUCAUGUAUCUCUCGCGCUUUUUUUUUUUUUUUUUUUUUUUCUGGGAGUAUCAAAAGAGUACACUGUUGGAUGUGUUCAGUAAGUAUAGCUUCCAUCUUCCAUGGAAGUGUAUGUCUGCACUUCUUUUUUCCCCCCCAUAUAUUUGGCACAUGUGAAAUGCGUGGGUUUUUUUUUUGCUUGUUUUUUUUUUUCAGAGACGUAAGCUACACAUUUUAUGGUGCUACCUUAGGUCUUAGGCAGCCAUGCACUUUCGGAUAAUGAGGAUGUGUGUGUGUGGAUGUGUGCGCGUGUGUGCCAUAACCCCUUACAACUUUGAGUCCUCAAAGAAACUGAUUUAAGAGGAACUUCACAGCAUUCUCCACCUCAGUGACUGAGCUCAUCCACAGCCUGUUUUUCUCCCUUCACAUGCACUAUGUUUAGAGACUAUCAUCAUUGUAUUAUUAUUAUUAUUAUUAUUAUUACAAAUACCAUUAUGUUGUCCUUAACUAUGAUGUUUCCCAUUAUAUUGCUAUCAUUACUGCAACUAUCAAUGAUUAUUAGCAUUGUUAUUUUCUUAAUUAGAAUUAAAUUUUAAAUUAACUUAUAUUUUUUAUACAAAAAAGUUUUUUUGUUUUGUACAGAGCAAAGUUGUGCAUCAUGAAGUGAAUGGUCAUGUAGACCCACUGUUGCCCAAGAAAAAUGAGGAAUGUCUUGACUGUAAAUACAAGAGCAGUAAUUUUAUUAAAUAUUUCUGGAAAAAAGUGUUAUAUUCACAUUUUCAUUUUCUUGAUUUCUGGAAGUUUUACAGAGCAGUUGUGUGCAUGCUGUUUCAUGCGGGUGAACACUAGCAUUAUUCCAUGUUUGGGGAUCUGUAAUUUUUUGCACCCACUAAUCAUCUGGGUUAGCCUUUUUAGAAAUUUUCAGUAGCAGUAUGUGGGGGAGGGUUGUGUAACGUAACCUUAAGAACUGCACUUGUAUAAAAUACUCAGAGCUAAAUUGCUAGUUUAAAUU